Messenger RNA from Closterium sp. NIES-67, 1470 nucleotides. Lineage: Eukaryota; Viridiplantae; Streptophyta; Zygnematophyceae; Desmidiales; Closteriaceae. The record is from the annotation of a GenBank genome assembly.
UAGACUGUUUUUCCUGUAUCAGGAGCUGCUUAUAAGGGAGAUCUUUUUCCACCCAGUCAACGCCAACCUGCUCUAGCCUGCUGUUGCUCCUCUAUACCUCCAUAUGACAUGUCCCCACAACAGGAGCUGCUUGAGCUGCUUAUAAGGGAGUUCUCCUUCCACCCAGUCAACGCCAACCUCCUCUGGCCCGGCGCUGUGUCGUUUGCUGAUUGGCUCGCCGCCCGGCCACAAGUGCUAGAGGGAGCUAGAGUGCUGGAAAUUGGGAGUGGGACAGGAGCCCUGGCCAUUUUCCUGCACAAGGCCAUGGGGUGUGACGUCACCACGUGUGACUAUAGCGAUGCCAGCAUCGCAGCCAACAUCAGCCACAACUGCCUGGCCAAUGGGAUUGAACCACUCCAACACAUUCGACACACAUGGGGGGAACCAUUUCCCAUCAGAGAACCAUCAUGGGAUGUCGUCGUUGCCAGCGACAUUCUCCUAUAUGUGAAAGAGUAUCCGAACCUUGUCAAGACCCUCCGCUUCCUCCUCUUUGGCGCCCUGGAGUUGUCCCAAACGACACAAGGCAAGGGCUACAGAGAAGAUAAAGGUUGUAGCAAAGAAGAUGAUGCAAAGAAGAUGAAGGACAUAAAGAUAAAGGGCGGAGAAGGAGAGAGGGCAGAUUUCUCUCUAGCAGGAGCGCAGGCUUCGCAGGCUGUAGCUGAGACAGCAGCUGUAGCAGGGGGCGACGCAGUAGCAGGGGGCGACGCAGUAGCAGAGAGGGGUGCAGGAGAGGGGGGGUGCAUUCAUUUCGGGCGAACAUCGGAGCAUAGCAGUGAUGCGAUGGCGGGAAGCUCAGAGCACAAAACAAACACUGGGCUGGCUAAUGACACGGCUGAUGACACGGCUGCUGGCGCACCGGUGUCUGAUGCAGGUGUUGCUGGCAUAAAGGAUGUGAGGGUGGCUGCUGGAGCCAGUGCUGACACCAGUGACACAGGGCAGAAGCAGAGGAAAGCACGUGGGCACAGCCGUGGGCAGGCAAGGCAGAGGGUGCACAAUAGGGGGGGGGCAGGUGAAGGUGUGGUGUUGAGGCGGCCGUGCUUUGUGAUGAGCUGGAGGAGGAGAAUACCCAAGGAGGAUGAGGAGGGGUUCUUUCAAUUGUGUGAAGAGGCGGGGAUGAGUGUAGAGGAUCUGGGCAGCAGGGUGUUCUACAUUGCUCCAGUUGUUCAAUAAUGAGUACAUCUGUUUGAUAAUGAGUGUAGAGGCGAGGACCUGGAAGGAAACGCUUGAUACAUCUGUUGAGGCGGCCGUGCUUUGUGAUGAGUUGGAGGCGAAUCCCCAGGGGGGAUGAGGAGAGGUUCUUCUGCUUGUGUAAAGAGACAGGGAUGAGUGUAGAGGAUCUGGGGGCAGCAGAGUGUUUUGUGUUGCAAGCUAAAGCUUAAAACCCGCGUACCAAAUGUCCCAAAAUUGCCUAUGAGAACCACUGGACAACCG